CUAACUAGUGGUCAUACUACACUAUACAGUAGACAAUAUACCUAUCAGUGCAUUAAGCAAGCAGGAAUGCCAGUUGUACGCGAUCGCAUGUUUAAGAUUCUCAAAGAUAUUGAUCCUGCUGGAGUUGCUAGUCGCCGUCUCCAUCUUACUACCCAGCCCCGUGGAGCCUUCAGUGUCCCCGGGCCUAACUUUUUCUGGUCUAUUGAUGGUCAUCAUAAACUGAGUAUGUAUGGAAUCGAGAUAUAUGCAGGAAUUGAUACUUUUUCUAGGUACGUGAUUCUAAGCUACUACUCCUCUGUUGCAUGAUUGGCCUAGUACAGUGAGAGCUAUGUCCGAUUAGGUAUCAAUCUAUCUUGGCAUUUCCACUAGCGUAAUUAGUGUCCAUUAGCCCCCCAACAGUGGGUAAAUUCUCACCGACCGGUUACCCUCGCACUAAAUGCAAACCAAUUGACUUACAAAUAGACUAAUCUGCAAUGGCCAAUAGGUAUAUUCCGUGGAUCUAUGUUGGAAUUUCUACCCAUACCGGUAUCUCCUGCCUUAGACAAUACCUGCAAGUUGUAGCAAGUACGAGGUUAUUACCACACUCAAUUCGCUCGGAUAGGGGUACCGAAACAAUGAUGAUGGCAAGUGCUCACUGGCGCCUGCAUCAAGCAAUCUGUCCUAGCUGCCCAUUCCAUGAUGUCUGGUGGUAUGGUACUUCUACCCUCAACCAACGUAUUGAGGCAUGGUGGCGGCAUAUGAGCCGGAGCCAAACACUGGCCUGGAAGGUAUGAAUGACUGCAUAUUUCCCUAUACAGUUAAAUAGUUUGAAUAGUCUCUAAUUUAAAACUCUAUUGCUAGCAAUAUUUCGAUGACUUCGGGAGCAAUGGGCUGUAUACGGAUUCAGAACCCUACCGCAUAGUCUUACUUUAUGUCUACUUUCCCCUUGUACGAGAUGAAAUUUACAACUUCGUUCACUUAUGGAAUAAUCAUAGGAUUCGCUCCCAGAAAAAGCAG
This is a messenger RNA of Tuber aestivum (summer truffle), 996 nucleotides long. The record is from the annotation of a GenBank genome assembly. NCBI's taxonomy places the organism in Eukaryota, Fungi, Ascomycota, Pezizomycetes, Pezizales, Tuberaceae.